CUCGGGGGAAGACAGGGGAGAGAGAAUGCGGAUUGUUCUUUUCUCGGUCGUGUUUUAUGGUGUCGCACUGAGAUGGAAAAACUAUCAACGCAUAUUUAUUCAUCAGUAAAUUCAAAUUAAGUGGAAAUCGUUUAAUUUACUGACUAUCUGUAAUAAAUAACGAAUGCGCUUUUGGGUUGCAACAACAACUACUGUAACAACAGAAAAAAAAACUAGCUCGUGUAUACCUAAAUGGCACAGGAAUGGACUUUUUGCCUGAUGCGGGCGUUUUAUCAAGACUAUGGGUCUCGUUUGCGUUAGUUUUUGCGUUGAGAACCAGCUGAAUAAGGACAUUAAAGCGCAAAAGACCGACAACAAAGAGUCCGCGUGCAUGCUUCCAGAUCUCGCGAGAACACGCGAGAUUUCAGUACUUUGACAUUCGAACUUUGUAAUUUUCGCCGUUUGGUUUUUGUCGGUUGUGGACUGGACCGUUUCGGCUUCGGUUUAGCCCGUGUACUGGUUUCCCGAGGUGUCCCGGCACGGCAAAAUAACUUGUAUCCGCGUUCAGUCAUAGCAGCAUGAGUCAAAUCAUGAGUCAUUACAGACGAUAUAUCUAACACGGUUCCGAGCUAGCUAGCUAGCUAGCUAAAGGAGUUUCAGCGGUGCGCGCGCGCGUCCAGAUAAACCGGAGAUAACCGAGGAUGACGCUGCACACCAUUUCGUAAAACAGAAGGUUGGAUCACCCUUGUGGAAAGUUCACAAUAGGAAUUACAGCCUGGCCUUUUCACAUCACACCUUAUGUUGAAUGAACACUGGCUACAGUUCCUCAUACAAUGGAUGACCUAAGCUUAAAAGCCCUUGGCCACUGUUAUCAGUUUGUGUUCAACUGUGAGUUGGUCUCUUCGUACUUCAUUCACAGUGCUCUUCCUGUACUUUACUCAAACCCUUUAGUUUGUAAAAGCAUUGACUUCAUUUGAGCAGCUACCCAAAAGUGUAGCAAAGAAGCCUUUGAGUAUUUCUCAAUACAUUAAUUUAAGUGUAUAGGAGAUAUGUCUGAAAGUUUUAAAGACAGGAUGGUCAAGUUCCUGUCCCCUGCUUCAAAAAGCACCAACGGGUCCAACUCGGACACGCAGUUGGGUGAACGAAUUGGUCCCGAAGUCCGCCGCCGACACCACACCAUGGAGCGUGACUCGAAAGCCGAACACCGAUUUGUCCGCCGUAGUGUUGUUUGUGACUCAAAUGCCACUGCUUUGGAGCUUCCUAGCAAAAACUUUUUCCUGAAUGUGCCACUGGAUUUGUCCACCAUUUCCACUGAUGUUAGUGCUGGUGAGGUUGAAAUCACAGCUCAGACUGAGACCCUUAUGCUGAAUGAUGGGCCCACUAUUGAGAAAGUGGAGGAAGCAAAAGAUGCUGUCCAUGAGGAGAUCGUGGCAGAGCAGAGGCCCACAGUGUCAGCCAGUCAGGCUGUGGAGACAAAGAAAGAACCAUGUCUCGAGCCACACAUCAAGACAUCAGAACAGAUAUCGGACAGUACCAUAGGCAUAAAACAAGAAAAUGAUAAGGAGGAAGAUGAAGAAGCCAAGACAAAGGCUCCUGUGGAUUCAGGGCAACAGCGUGGGACUGAGAAGAAGGACCAAGAGGACAUAGAGGAGGUGGAGACGAAGGCUGUCGGAACUUCACCUGAUGGCCGGUUUUUGAAGUUUGACAUCGAGAUUGGACGUGGCUCAUUUAAGACUGUCUAUAAAGGACUAGAUACAGAGACAACUGUGGAAGUGGCAUGGUGUGAAUUGCAGGACCGCAAGUUGUCCAAGUCAGAGCGACAGCGUUUCAAGGAGGAGGCCGGCAUGUUGAAGGGCCUGCAGCACCCUAACAUUGUGCGCUUUUAUGAUUCCUGGGAGGCUCCCUGCAAAGGAAGGAAAUGUAUAGUGCUUGUGACGGAGCUCAUGACAUCUGGAACCCUUAAGACGUAUUUGAAGCGGUUUAAGGAGAUGAAGAUUAAAGUCUUGCGUAGCUGGUGUCGGCAAAUCCUUAAAGGGCUUCACUUCCUUCAUACCAGGUCUCCUCCCAUCAUCCACCGUGACCUCAAGUGUGACAACAUCUUCAUCACUGGGCCCACUGGCUCUGUCAAGAUUGGUGACCUUGGCCUCGCCACUCUCAAGAGGGCUUCUUUUGCAAAGAGUGUCAUAGGUACCCCUGAGUUCAUGGCGCCUGAGAUGUAUGAGGAGAAGUAUGACGAGUCAGUGGAUGUCUAUGCCUUUGGGAUGUGUAUGCUGGAGAUGGCUACUUCUGAGUACCCUUACUCCGAGUGCCAGAAUGCGGCACAGAUCUAUCGCAGAGUGACUAGCGGGGUGAAGCCUGGCAGUUUCGAUAAGGUUGCCAUUCCUGAAGUGAAAGAAAUCAUUGAAGGAUGUAUUCGUCAAAACAAAGAUGAGAGAUAUUCCAUCAAGGACCUGCUGAACCAUGCGUUUUUUCAGGAAGAGACAGGGGUUCGCGUCGAGCUUGCUGAAGAGGAUGAUGGAGAGAUGGUGGCUAUCAAACUAUGGCUGCGCAUUGAGGAUGUUAAGAAGCUCAAAGGAAAAUACAAGGAUAAUGAAGCCAUUGAGUUUUCCUUUGACAUUCACAAAGAUGUCCCAGAGGAUGUUUCACAGGAGAUGGUUGACUCAGGUUAUGUGUGUGAUGGUGAUCACAAGACCAUAGCUAAGGCCAUAAAGGACCGUGUGGCUCUGAUCUGCAGGAAGAGGGAACAGCGGAAGCUGGUGCGAGAAGAACAGGAGAAGAGGAAGCAGGAAGAGGAAAGGGGCCAGCAACCUCCCAGCGAGCUCCCUCCUGGUCACUCUUCCGCCACAAAACCCCCCAUGUCAACCUUGACACCAGUUCCCAUAGAGACAGAGGAGCCAGAGGGGGAGCAGCACCACCUGCCUGGAGCAUCUGUUUUAUCUGCAAGUAAUGCGGAGAGCCAGUAUUCCCUCGCUGCAUCUGAGUCUCAUCCUGUUCAGCCAGUGCUACCCUCUUACAGUGUUAUGCACCCUGAGCAGCCUCAGACCUCUGCCACACAACCCAACCCUUCUUCCCAACUUCCUCAGCAGCAUUCUGUCCAACCACAUAGCCUGUCUCAGGUUCCUUCAUCACAUGGAAGCAGCUCCCAGACACUGGGUCCUGUGUCUCAUCUUGAAUAUAGUUCUCCACAGCAGACUACACUGCCAGCUUCUGUUCAGCCUAGCAACUCCCAACAGCAUAACCAGUCCCCACUGGAUGCUGCACCUCAGACCUCAACUCAGUCACCACCGCUGCAUGGAUCUCAGGUUGUCCAGGUUCCUUUAAGUGUUUCCCAGUCGCCAGAUCAGACCCAGACACAGCCCAUGCUGAUUCCACCAUCUGCAGAGAGUGGCCUGUCGGAUGCAGCUUCAGGGUUGAGUGAUGGCAAUGAGGGCAAGCACGAGUCUAGUUCCACAAAGCGCUACCAACGCCGCUCAGUUCGCAGUCGUUCACGUCACGACAAGUCUGCCAAGCCCAAGCUUGUUGUGCUUAAUAUUUCCAACAUUGGUGACAGAGUGGCUGAAUGCCAACUGGAAACCCACAAUAGAAAAAUGGUGACAUUCAAGUUCGAUCUGGAUGGAGACAACCCUGAAGAAAUUGCACAGAUCAUGGUCCAGAGUGACUUUAUUCUCGAGAGUGAGCGUGAGUCCUUUAUAGAUCAGGUGCAAGAGGUUAUAGACAUGGCAGAUGAGAAGAGAGAGGCUUCUAAAGGUGGCCAUCCUCAGGUGCUGAAUGAUGUAAACCAACAGAUAACUGAGAUAGCAAGUCCUAAUCUGCCAGGUCUGCCACCCAGUAUGGCUGCCCAGGUGGUGCACUCAGCAGGCCGUCGUUUUAUUGUCAGCCCUGUACCAGAAGCACGACUUCGAGAGUCAUUUUUUGGCUCUUCCUCUGCCAGCACAUCUAUUGGAGAAGAACUGACAGUGUCUGAUCCUACCUCAGCCAACCAUACACAACAGGGCCAAUCCGUCCCUCCUCCCAACACCACUCAGCCCUCAAUAUUACCCCCUCAACCUGUUUACCAGGGUCCAAUUGCGGUUGCACAGAACACGCCUGCCACUGUGCCCGUUGGUUCCACUUCCCCACCUACUUCUGCUCAGACAGGCAGGACAUCUCCUUCCCUUGCCCCACCAGAUCAGCCCAUCACUCAGCGUCGAACCUCUCUUCCCACUCCAACUAUUCCCUACCAGCUGCCUGAGAGCAGUAUAAAUGUUCCAGCGUCUGUUGGAGAACAGCUUACGGCUCCUGCCCACACCCCCACGCCUAUGCCUGUAGUUGGUUCCAGCCAGUGUGGAGAGAGUGAGGGGGAGACACAGGGGAAGGGGACACCAGGCAUCGAGGACAUCCUGGCCCUGGACAAGAAACUGCGUUCUCUAUUUCAUGACCAGGGUUCGUCCUCUGGCUCCUCAGCCCAGCCUGAUCUGUCAGGAGAUGUAGCCCCUACAUCUUCACCUCCCAACACUAUCAAUUCUCCACCUCCUGGCCUGGCCUCCACUGCAGGUCAGAUGGUACCAACUAGCUUGUCUCUGAGCUCCAGUGGACACUUUACACCUGGCAUGUUUGCAUCUCAAAGCCAAGGAAGUCCUCCCACUAUACAAGUGCAGACUAAUCAGGUUGAUCCUGUUGUACCAAGAGUGCAGACUCCUUUAAGUGGACCCCAGGAGGGCCUAACGAAUAUAGAGAACAAGCAGCCAGUGACCCCACCUACUGGUGAAGGUUUUAGACUUGGCCGAUUUCAGGUUUCUGUGGCCACUGAUCAAGUUGUGGAUGGUGCUUCUUGCCAGAAUGCCAUGACGUCGUAUUCGUCUUCAUCAUCAACCACAACUUCAUCUUCAUCAUCAACAGUCUCAAGCCCUGAAAGCACCCUUCAUAAGAAUCAAACCCUGAUUAAUCCUGGUCAUGACCCUUCAGAAUCCAUUCCUAUUCCUGCUUCUGCUCCUCCUCCUGCUGCUGUUACUGCUACCGUUGGGCGUUUUCAAGUGACCUCUGGUGCUGAUGUCAAAGUGGGACGUUUCUCAAUUACUCCAGCUGGAAAGGAGGAUGCAGGCUCAAAAGAUGAGCAAGAUGUUAGUAUACCUAGUGUUCCCACAGCCCAGCCUAACUAUCAGGGCCUCUUGAGCAGCGAUGACUCUGAGCCAGAGGACGAAGCCUUUAAGAAUGAGAUAAGACAACUCAGGGAAAGGCAUAUGACUGAGAUUCAGGCCUUGCAGAAUAAGCAGAAAAAGGAACUUGAUGAGCUGUAUGCACGGAUGGGCAAAACACGUCCCUCAAUGGUGUCCUCCUCCCCUGUAGCAGUGGCAGGAGGUCGGCGCAGGCUUAUCAAAAGCAAGAGCAACAAAUCUAGUCGCAGUGGAAGCACACACAGCAGUCCUCAUCAGCAAGGAGAUAAACGUAACAAACAGGCUUUAGUCAGUCAGUCAACUGCAGCAAAUGUUCCAGAUCUUUUGACUACGCUUGCUCACGAUGUUCACUCAGAAGGGCCCAACAUCACAAAUAAAUUGGAAAAUGGGUCAAGCCAAGCUGCUAAUCUUCCACUAAAAGGCAUAUUUACAGAUGAACUUCACCAGCUGGUGGAUGAUUUUGCUCAGGAUGCCAUGAGCCUUGCACAGGGCAAGAAGAAUGGCAAACAAACUUCACAAAGCCUUGAUACAAUUCCUCGCAAGUUUUCCGCACCAGGGCACCUGUGCUCUGUGGGUGGUCCUCCAUGUGCUCCCUGCUCAAACCCUUCUGCUGGAAGGAAGGGUUCAUUGUGCUUGACAGCCCAGCAACACACCUUUCCCUGUGCCCCUUAUGUCCCUACGCAGUGGGUUGGGCCAGCAGGAAAUGCAGUAGGCUUGUUGCAGCCUACAGCAACAAAUGCUCUCCAGUCGGGUUUCCAUGUGGGUGCUGGAUCUCACAAAGCAGGAACUAAUGGUGGAGGGACCAACAUGCGGACGACUCAGGCAAGCUGAGAUGCAAAGGAACAUCACAGCAUGCUCGGAUUACGCCUAAUUGUUAACUGUGAACUGUUUUCAAUCACCUAAAGGCAUAUAUUAGUCCCAAAAUAGACAAAAUCUGUCUAGAAAACCAGCUUUACAGGAGUUAUGACAGUGUAGUACUGCAAACGGAUAUAUUUUGAAAAUUCAGAAGCUUGUCUCUUUGGUGAAAUGGAAGUAAGUCGUUUACGGAAACAGCAGCCAGAAAGCCUUUAAAGGUCCAAACCUGUGAUUUGGUUAGUGUAAGGAAGACUUGGGCUUUACGGGUAGAUGUGUACAGAUUGGUAUGACAAUGCUAGACUAAGACAAAACUAAAGCUAUGGCCUUAAUUACUAAGCGUUAGUCUCUCUUAAUGAGGACACAUCGAUGUCAUGCUUUGUAAUGUAAAAAAGGUUCUUAGUAUGCAGCUAAAUGGUUAACAUUUUCCUAAGCAGCUUGCAGUUUAGCUUAAAUGUCUCCUUAACUACGCUGUAUAGUAGAUCAGAAACAGUGUGACGAUUUUGGACUAUAAAUUCUGCCAGUUCACAUCUUCUGUACAUAAGCAAGACAGCAAUAUUCAAGAUGAAUAAAGUAGGUUGUUGACAAGUUGAA
Molecule: messenger RNA, 6578 nt
Organism: Clarias gariepinus (North African catfish)
Lineage: Eukaryota; Metazoa; Chordata; Actinopteri; Siluriformes; Clariidae
Gene: wnk1a
Product: WNK lysine deficient protein kinase 1a
Exons: 24
Coding region: 1029-5963 (1644 amino acids)
Biological process (GO): monoatomic ion homeostasis; negative regulation of sodium ion transport; protein phosphorylation
Cellular component (GO): cytoplasm; cytosol
Molecular function (GO): protein serine/threonine kinase activity; ATP binding; potassium channel inhibitor activity
Source: RefSeq, a predicted model, not a curated record